CCUGUGAACGCGUUGGCUGUGGAUGAUUUCCGCCUCAAAACAGCAGCGCGUUUACGGACUCGGAUGUAACUAACAGCAUUCAUUCACUGAUCUACAACAAAUAUCAACAAAAUGGUGAUCCCUCAGUUGUCCAACACUUCGGUGUGUAUGAAGGACCCACAGAGAGUUCGGGACAUUCUCGAGUCUAUGCAAAAGGCAGGAUCCAACACACUCCAGGUGAUCUCAGACUUUGACAUGACUCUAACCAGAUUUGCAUUCAAUGGAAAACGCUGUCCUACUUGUCACAAUAUACUUGACAAUAGCAGACUCAUCAAUGACGAAUGUAAACUAAAGCUAAAGGAACUACUGAACACGUACUACCCCAUAGAGAUCGACUCCACUCGGUCAGUGGAGGAGAAGCUUCCCCUCAUGGUGGAGUGGUGGACAAAAGCUCAUGAACUUUUAAUUGAGCAAAAAAUAAAGAAAGAUGCUCUGGCCUUAGCGGUGCGGGAGUCUGAAGCAAUGCUCAGGGACGGAUACGAGUUUUUCUUUAACCACCUGCACGAGCACAGCAUCCCCCUCCUCAUCUUCUCAGCCGGGAUAGGAGACAUUUUGGAAGAAGUGAUUCGUCAGGCUGGGGUCUUCCACUCCAACGUCAACGUCUUCUCCAAUUACAUGGACUUUGACGAACUCGGAGUGCUGCAGGCGUUCAAAGGGGAGCUCAUCCACAUCUACAACAAGAGAGAGGGGGCGCUGUUGAACACGGGACACUUCCGGGAGCUGAGGGCGCGACCGAAUGUGCUGCUGCUCGGAGACUCUCUGGGGGACCUGACCAUGGCCGACGGGGUCCAGGACAUGGAGAAUAUUCUGAAGAUCGGAUUUCUCAAUGACAAGGUGGAGGACAGGAGGCAGUCGUACUUGGACUCUUACGACAUCGUCUUGAUCAAAGAUGAAACCUUAGAAGUUCCAAAUGCCAUUGUUCGCUUCCUCACUGGAAACGAGUGACCUCGCCUCUUCCCUGAUUUAUCCCGGGAAUUCUUUGGUUACAUUGACCUUCACUGCAAAACCUGCUCAGAAUGUUUUUAUCGUUUUAAACUGUUAUUUGACUUUUACCUUUCAUAAACGCACAAACCAGAAAAAUCUCCUCCUCUUCCUUGUUUCCAUCACUGUAAAAAGGUCAUAGAGGUCAUAGUGCAGCCUGUAACUAGUUUGGUUCAAUGUUGUUUACAAGAGACUGUCGUGGCCAUGAGCUUUCCAACUUUUACAAUAAAAAGUCCUUUCGGUUUGGACCAGACUAUUUUAUUGAGUUCUAAUUGUUUUUAAAGCUGCACUAUGUCACUUUUCUGGCAAAGGGUCAGAUCUGUGGAGAUGCGAGCACACGCACAGAAAAAAUUAAAAUGCUGGUUGGAGAGGGAAUUGAAAAUAGCAACUUGGUCCUGUAUUACACAAAAAUAAUCCAUGUUCUAAUGCUGUUACCUCCUCAGACCUGGAGUUGUGUUUUGUUUCAUUCACACAUGUCAGAGUAACACCUUUAUUAGUCUGUCUACAUGUCAAAAGCUCAGAAUUGUCUGUUCCACCUUGUGAUGUCAUGAAGUGGUAGUUUUUAAGUUUUUGGUUGUUGUUUUUUUGUGUGUCUUUUUUCAAGCGUUUAUCUUUUGUUUAAUAGAGAUGAGCAAAUCCAGGGCUGAAAUUAUCCAAAUGAUUCUAGUGAAGGUGUAUGGAGUUUAUUACCACAUGAUGACAUCACAAGGUGAUGUUUUCAGUUUGAGAAAAGAACUCAGCCUAAAUAUGCAGAAAUUGUGUGUUAAACAUCUGUGAAUAAAACAACUCCAGGUCUGUUUGUGAUGAGGAAACAUUAGAACAGAUCAGAAAAUG
Messenger RNA from Periophthalmus magnuspinnatus, 1854 nucleotides. RefSeq names its product cytosolic 5'-nucleotidase 3-like. Gene Ontology annotation, molecular function: magnesium ion binding; 5'-nucleotidase activity. Gene Ontology annotation, cellular component: cytoplasm. Bases 112 to 984 code for a protein of 290 amino acids. Lineage: Eukaryota; Metazoa; Chordata; Actinopteri; Gobiiformes; Gobiidae. The transcript is spliced from 9 exons. The record is from RefSeq and is a predicted model, not a curated record.